Molecule: messenger RNA, 3528 nt
Organism: Dermacentor silvarum
Lineage: Eukaryota; Metazoa; Arthropoda; Arachnida; Ixodida; Ixodidae
Product: probable ATP-dependent RNA helicase DDX43
Exons: 1
Coding region: 124-2277 (717 amino acids)
Molecular function (GO): ATP binding; RNA helicase activity; RNA binding
Source: RefSeq, a predicted model, not a curated record
GUCGGUUUUAUCUUGAACGGGCCUAUCGUACUUUGCUGUUAACGGCCAUUGUCCACAAGGGCUACAUCUGACGAGCGUCGCUCGAAGAACAUCGUUCGGCCAGGGAACGCUGUAUCCCCUGCUAUGGACGCCGCUUCGAAGAAUGCAGAUUACGAGUGGAUCGAGGACGACUACGCUCCUCAGUCUUCGCAGUCGACUUCAGUACCCACGCGUUGCGGCGAAGGAGGCAACCUCGGCGGCGCAGCGUCUGCUCGGGGCCGUGGCCGGGGUAAAUAUGAACGACCCAAUGCGUCGCGCCCAGACGCUGAAGUGAUCUCGGUGCCGGUUAAUGACAUAGGACGAAUAAUUGGAAGACGUGGGUCCAGGAUCCGCGAGCUUGAGGAUUCCACUGGUGCGAAAAUCUGGGUCAGGAAAGACGGCAGAGAUUACUUGGCCACGAAAAUCGAGCUGUUGGGUUCUGAAGAGGCGCGUCACAAGGCGCGCGAACUAAUAGACACGAUUGUCCACCGCGCCGAUGUUGAAGUUGUCUCGGUGCCCGUUCAGGAUGUCGCCAAGAUCAUAGGCAGAGGUGGCACCAGAGUACGCGAGCUCCAGGAUGCCAGUGGUGCACGAAUUAGCGUGAAGAAAGACGAUACGGAUUAUUGGGAGACAAAGAUAGAGCUCUCAGGCCCGGAAGAGGCGCGUCGUAAGGCCCGCGAGCUCAUCGAAGCUAUCGUUCAACCGCCGCUCGAACCUGCAUGCUACAGUAAAUGCGAAGAACCGCCGCGGCCCUUGCUUGAUUGGGACAAGCUGCUUGCCAAGAGCGACGAAGAGGCAAAUAAGCGCUGGGCCUCACUCGCACCGAUAAUCAAGAAUUUUUAUGUUGAAGACCCUCAAGUUGCGUCCAUGUCUGCUGAGGAGGCGGCAGCCUUCAGGGCAGCCAACUGUAAUAUAGUUGUCAAGUAUUUGGGCCCAGAACAAGAGCCGCCACCAGACGUAGCAACUAACCCCGUGACAACAUUCGAGCAGGCAUUUUCAAACUAUCCCGAAAUCUUGGGUGAAAUCUACAACAACAAGUUCACAAAACCGUCUCCAAUACAGAGCCAGGCCUGGCCAAUCCUGCUUCAAGGUCAAGACCUCAUCGGAGUCGCACAGACAGGUACAGGGAAGACUCUGGCAUUCCUGCUGCCAGCCUUGAUUCACAUCGACAGUCAGCCUGUUCCGAGGGAUGAGAGGAAAGGUCCGACGUGUCUGGUUCUCGCUCCGACGCGUGAGCUUGCCCAGCAGAUUGAGCGGGAAGCAAAGAAAUACCACUACCGAGGGAUAAAGUGCGUAUGCAUCUACGGCGGUGGCAGUCGGCGAGAGCAGAUACAGACCGUCAACCUUGGCGUGGAGAUCGUCAUUGCGACACCCGGCCGCCUCAACGACCUCGUCAUGAACAGGAUUAUCGAUCUCAGCUUUGUCACUUUCUUGGUCCUGGACGAAGCGGACCGCAUGCUGGACAUGGGCUUCGAGAUACAGAUCCGGAAGGUGAUGCUGGACAUAAGGCCUGACCGACAGACGGUCAUGACUAGUGCCACCUGGCCAGAGGGUGUGCGUUGCCUUUCCGAGAAGUACAUGACAAACCCAUUCCAGGUGUUUGUUGGCUCCUUGGACCUCGCUGCAGUGCACACAGUGACACAGAAGAUCAUCCUGUGCGAGGAAGAGGAAAAGAGGCAGCAGCUUCUCGCUUUCUUCAACUCUAUGCAGCCGGAAGACAAAGUGAUAGUCUUUGUAGACAGGAAGGCCACGGUGGACCACCUGGCAAGCGACUUCGUCCUGGCCGGCAUCAACUGCGAUUCUAUCCACGGAUCCAGAGAGCAGUGCGACCGCGAGCAAGCACUCGAAGAUCUACGGGAUGGCAGAGUGCGCAUCUUGAUUGCCACCGAUGUUGCCGCACGAGGUUUGGACAUAAAAGAUGUGACGCACAUCUUCAACUAUGACUUCCCUCGUAACGUGGAAGAGUAUGUCCAUCGUGUGGGUCGCACGGGUCGAGCUGGACGUACAGGCACAGCCAUCACACUCAUAACUCGUGGCAACUGGAGGCAGGCUCACGAGCUUGUCAGCAUCUUGGAGGAAGCCAGUCAAGAUGUCCCCACUGAGCUCUACUCGAUGGCUGCGCGCUUCGAGGCUUGGAAGGAACGCUUUGCUGUGGAAAAGCGCAGCUUUGGCACACACCGCGGAGGCCGAGGUGGUGGUUUCCGGCGGGGAGGAGGAGGUGAUGGCAGUUGGGGUGGUUUUGGUCAGAGUCAUUGGUGAGGGGAAGUAGAUUUGCACCACCAUGUAGACUUUUUCAUUUUUUGAGAUUUAUCUAUUUUUUGAUCACCUGACGAAUAAAUAAACCGGGGAUGGUGAAAUGUUGCAGACUACUGUGACAAAACUAGGUUUACACUAAGGCUUAUCGCAAACGCUACACAAGGAGAUGGGACAAGGCCUCUUGUCCUGUCACCGUGUUGUGUUGUUGUUUGCCCUAUGUUUUAUUAUGGAUUAACACCUACUGGCCUUCAAUGAAUGCAUUCUGCAAAACUAAAGGUGCAUUUUUUGCUUUCGGAGCCAGCUGCAGUACGUGUGACCAGUUGGUGGUACGAGCAAAAUGUGGUAUUCGUCAGUGCAGUUGGUUCUUAGUAACACUAAAGAAACACACAAGCUUCGUUUACCCCUAUUUCCUCGACAGGGGAGGGGCUGCUGUUUUUCGUUUUCAGUUCCACUACCAAAAUUUUGGAAAAAGUAGUUUUUACAUUUUUACAAACAAGUAGCUAUUUCUGCCAUUGGCAUGCUUUGAAGAAUGUAACUGUAGGCAUUUGUUACUGCCUUAAGCAAUUAUUGCCUGUUGCACCUGUUUGGCACUGCAAGAUAUUUCGUUUCCUUCAUUGAAAAUUCUGUACUUUCAUUAGGCAUGUUUACGCAUUUUUCCAAGAGGUCACCAAUGGUCCAGUUGCCAUGACUGAAGGGUCGGCGUUGUGCUUUAAACAUGCAAGUGUUGUGUUGAAGCAGGGUCUGUUGGUUGUAGUCCCAUAUAAAGGAUCUGCAUCAAAAAUGGGAACUGGUUUUAUCUCUAAUUAUUAAACAGUUUCAUUGCCACUACAGCUAUGACCCUCUGGGAAAAAGCAAUAAAUAGCUGCACUUGGAAUGUUUGAGAGCGAGGUUGGCUUUUUGUAAAUUGAUCACAGUUGCACAAGCAUGUGCGAGCAUGUUUGAGUGCAGAUCAAAUCAAGAGCCAUUAAAUGCAUGCCAUGUUCAAGCACUCUGGUUUGUUCUAGUUGGCAUCUGUUCCGUGCUUUGGUUGAACUCUGGGAAAGUUCAGUGCAUACUUCACUGAGAAUCGAGAGAGAGUUUAACGUGGUUACAAGAUUGUGCACCGAACAUAAUGGUAGGGACUUCCCCUGAACGGAAGCAAUUUAAAGUCUUUGUGACUGUGGAGCCCAUAAAAUUGCUGUAACUCUGUGUUGUCUGUGGUUAUCUUACAUAUGGCCUUGUGUGUACAGCUCAUGGCUGAUGAUGCAAUUUUUG